This is a messenger RNA of Capsella rubella, 2027 nucleotides long. RefSeq lists its product as uncharacterized. Lineage: Eukaryota; Viridiplantae; Streptophyta; Magnoliopsida; Brassicales; Brassicaceae. The record is from RefSeq and is a predicted model, not a curated record. The transcript has a single exon. Bases 1 to 2001 code for a protein of 666 amino acids.
AUGGAGUCUGAGGGAGUAUCACGACCGUUGAUCCACGAGCAUGUUAUGGUGCCUUGGAAUGAUCUGGGGAAAGGUGAUUGUUGUGGACGCUUCCAAGGUAUCAGUGAUGGCUAUUACUGCAAAAUAUGUGACUUCUUUGUUCACAAGAACUGUGGCGACUCCUCUGAAUGUAUCCAGCACCCAUCUCACCCUGCUCACACUCUUAAGCUUGUAACUAAAAGAGAUCGGUUCUGUGAUUUAUGUGGAAGGUUUAGUGAUAUAUUUUAUCAUUGUGAGAUCUGUGACUUCGACGUGGAUAUAUACUGUGCAAGGUACCCACCACCAGAGGUUCUUGACAUUUCCGAGACUCACCACCACAAGCUCACCCUUCUCAAGAAGUCCCCAAGUUCCGAGAACACGGACCUGAACCGGUUCGAUUGCGCAAAAUGUGGGUUCGAGUUCGAAGCUGAAGGUGGGUUUCCUUACAUAUGCCAUGAAUGUGAUUUAGCUCUCCAUGUGGAUUGCAUAUGGAUUCCGCCUGAGGCAAAACUCCUGUCAAAGGUAAACCACUCAUACCAUCCUUUACACCCUCUUAAGCUCCACAUAGGUAAGCCACCGGACUACUCUGAUGGAAAAUGUCGUCUUUGCGCAAGAGAGAUUGAUGAUAGACUCUUUUAUCAUUGUUCUGCUUGUAACUUCAGUUUGGAUAUGCGUUGUGUGUUCAACACACCACAACAAUCUGUUAUGGAUUUGAAAGUUCACGCUCACCAACUCACCCUUCUCCCAAGACUCGACUCUUUUACAUGUAAUGCUUGCGGGCUGAAGGGAGAUCGAAGCCCUUAUGUAUGUUUUCAGUGUGGUUUCAUGAUACAUCAAGAGUGUUUUUCCCUUCCGCGCGUUAUAAACAUCAAUCGGCAUGAUCACCGUGUUUCUCGCACUUCUGUUCUUGGUAUUGUGAAUUCUGUAUGUGGAGUUUGUCGUCAGAAGGUGGAUUGGAUUUGGGGCGGAUACUCUUGUCAGAGGUGUCCUCAAUAUGUCGUUCAUUCGAAAUGUGCUACGAGAAAGGAAGUUUGGAAUGGGAAAGAACUGGAAGGAGUGCCUGAAGAGACAGAAGAUAUAGAACCAUAUGUGAAAAUAGAUGACAACACAAUACAACAUUUCAGCCACAAAGAGCAUUAUCUAAGAUUCCACGAUAAUGGUCUUCUUUUGGAGGAAGACAAACGGUGCAGCGCUUGCACCCAUCCCAUUUGUCUCCAAGCCUUCUAUGGUUGUAUCGAUUGUGAUUUCACUCUUCACCAAAACUGUGCUAAAUCUCCCAGAAAGAAAUGGCAUGUGUUACACAAUGACCGUCUUACUUUGGUGACAAGCGUGGCUGAUGAUUACUUUCAUUGUCACGCUUGUUGUAGAAUGUCCAAUGGUUUCAUGUACCAGUGUGGGUAUAUGAAGUUAGAUGUUCUGUGUGGUUCAGUUUCAGAGCCUUUUGUCCAUCCAAGCCAUCCGCAACAUCCUUUAUAUUACAUUCCAUCAGAGGAACGACACAAAUGCCAUGGUUGCAACAACAAUAGGUUAUCAUCUCCUAUGCUUACGUGCAUUGAAAGUGGUUGUGGAUAUGUCUUAUGCUUCCAUUGCGCUACUUUACCACAAGUGGUAAAGCAUAGAGUAGACGAUCAUCCUCUUUUACUAUUCUAUGGCGAAGAGGCAAAAGGCAAAUACUGGUGUGACAUUUGUGAGAAAGAAAUGUAUCCAAAGAUAUGGUUCUACACGUCUAAAGAUGACAGAGCUAGUUUGCAUACACAGUGCGUGAUGGGAGAUUUUUCAGGGAUCAUGCCAGGAACCACAAUAAAGUUUUUUAGCGAAUCAUAUGAGGUGCUUCUCAACAAUAGUAUAUCUCGUCCAGUUUGCAGCGUGUGUGAGUUACGUUGCAUUGUUCCUAUCAUCUUGAAGAGACUAAGUGGAACCUCAGAUCUAUACAUUUGCUCUUUCCACUGCUUAUAUAAGGAAAAAAGAUACCUACCUAAAUGAAAUAUGCUACAAUACAUGAUCACACA